AUGAGAGAUCUCCGCAAGAAGAUCCUGCUGGAGAGCGGCAAGACGCAGUCGCGCAAGGCGCGCUCUCGGCCUGACUCCAAUUUCGGCUCGACCACACAGUCACCAGCGAGCUCGCCCGGGGGAUCACGGCAAGGCUCCCGCGCACCAAGUCGCUAUGCGUCAGAGGAUGAGCUGAGCGAUUCUGACUUGAACGAUAGUCUCACCGAAUCCGUCAUGGCCUCGGAAGACGGGGACGACGUCGUUGGCGACUGGACCGACCGCCUGAAGGACUGCAUCAACGAGAUCUUGGAUCGCAAGCGCAGCAGCGUCCAGGGGCGCGAGAAGUACCUGGCUGGCUUCGUCCACCUUACCAGACACCAUUUUGCCGAGGCCCUGGUCGAGGACCACCUGAAUGAACUAGUUCCUGCCAUUCUGAGGAGCAUCCGCGGCGGCCGUAACACGGACGAAACGGUUGCAGCCCUGAAAGCUAUACAGAUGGUCGCUAUUACGACCCAGUCGGACAGCAUCUACGACCAAGCAUACUCCAUUCUGAAAUCCGCAUGUGAGAGCUCUGGCGAGGAGGCCGUCAAGGUCGAAGCCAUCAAGGCCAUGGGUGUCGUGACCAUGUUUGGCGGCGGCAUGGAUGCCACCGCGGAAGAGUUGAUGGACUACCUGCAAGAGAUCGUGGAGAGCGAUGGACAUAGCAUAGAAGCCGCUGACAACGGGCCCGUGGUCACCACGGCCCUCACCGUGUGGGGAUUUGUCGCCAGUCACCUUGAUGAUCUGGAGCAGCAAUCUGAAGAAGCACUCGAGGCCUUCACCGAUCAGCUUGACAGCAGCGACGCUGACGUCCAAGUUGCUGCGGGUACCAACAUCGCACUGAUCUUCGAGGCGAUCCGGUUGUACAACGAGCAAGCUGAGGAGGAGCAUGACCAACGUCAACAGGAGCUUAGGGAGGAGGCCAGGCUGAACAAGCGAGAAUUCAAGGCGGAGGCUUACAACCCAUUCGACCUUCAGCACAACCAGCACCGCCUCGUCCAGCGCAUGACAGAACUCGCUGGCGAAUCAUCGAGAGGCGUGUCCAAGAAGGACAGAAGACAGCUUCAUGCUCAGUUCAACAGCAUCCUCACGUCACUAGAGCUAGGCAAAGGCCCAGGCUACUCGAAGGCUGGCCGUGUGGCAAGAGAAUCGGACCGAAACGGUGCCCGAGUCUACGAUUCCGAAAAGGUAUUCCAGGAACUUGGCUAUCGGGAGAAUAUUCGCGGGGAUAACGGACAAACGCUGACCAUCGAUUCAUGGUCACUUUCGAUACGCGUCCAAUUUCUCAAGAAGACGUUGGGUGGCGGGUUCCCCAUCCACUGGUCUCACAACCCAGCCAUACAGGAGUCGUUUGAUACUGCAUGA
Messenger RNA from Neoarthrinium moseri, 1383 nucleotides. RefSeq lists its product as uncharacterized. Lineage: Eukaryota; Fungi; Ascomycota; Sordariomycetes; Amphisphaeriales; Apiosporaceae. The record is from RefSeq and is a predicted model, not a curated record. The transcript has a single exon. The coding region runs from base 1 to 1383 and encodes 460 amino acids.